Messenger RNA from Mus musculus (house mouse), 2967 nucleotides. It is a transcript of the gene Tasp1, whose product is annotated as taspase, threonine aspartase 1. The coding region runs from base 761 to 2092 and encodes 443 amino acids. Gene Ontology annotation, biological process: proteolysis; positive regulation of DNA-templated transcription. NCBI's taxonomy places the organism in Eukaryota, Metazoa, Chordata, Mammalia, Rodentia, Muridae. The transcript is spliced from 15 exons. Gene Ontology annotation, molecular function: hydrolase activity; threonine-type endopeptidase activity; identical protein binding. Gene Ontology annotation, cellular component: cytosol. The record is from RefSeq and is a predicted model, not a curated record.
CCCGGGAUGUGUCACAGACAGAUGUCGCGGUGGGGUCAGAGCUUCCCUGAGUCUGUUAGAGCCCGGGUUAGCGUCCCGAGGGACAUGUAGCAUCCAGUCAGUGUAGAGGUGGCUAGGACUGAGUCAGUGAAGAUGCUGGAGAGGCGGGCGAGUAGCUGUAAACUGGAGGUGUUUUGAAGUAGAAGGCAUAGGGAUUCCUCCGAGUUCAACUUAAUUAUACCGAGGAGAGGAAGGGAAGGUUUAUUGGGGGCCAUUGAACCAAGACCUUUCUUUGAAUAACAAGCUAAGGGAGUUUAUCUUACGCACUCAGGCGUUUGGUUAUUAGAAGCAGUGGCCGUGGUUAUUAGAAAAUGCUUGGGAAUUGCAGAACAAGAGAUUAACAUAGUUGCCGCCACUAAGGAUUUUGUGCUUUAUAAUUUCUUAGGUGUUGUAGAUGUCACCGACAAGUGUAUGUGUAUAAUAUGGUUAAAACUAGAAAUUGCAGUUUUGUAUAUGUUGCAUUCAUUGCACGGAUAGAUUGGUUUUGCCUUUUUUUGGGGGAGGGGAGAGGGUUAUUUUAGUUUAUGUGUGUGACUGCUUGCAUCAUAAUGUCUGCACCGCGAGCAUGGGCAUAUCCGUGCAGGCCAGUAGAGGGCAUCUGGGGGAAUCAAGGAUGGAUGUAAGCCAGCGAGUGGUGCUAGGAACUUACUCAGGUUGACUCCCUUUGCACAGUUGGAUGGAAGGAUGCUCUUUUCCUGAUAGAAGAUGAUGAUCUUGGAGAAUGAUCAUGGAGAAGGGGAUGAAUUCUGGAGAAGGACUGCCUUCCAGAUCAUCUCAGGCAUCUGCUGCUAAAGUAACAGUCAAGGAGUUAGAAACACAGCAGCCCUGUAAGGAGAAACGAGGGGGCUUUGUGCUGGUGCAUGCAGGUGCAGGCUAUCAUUCUGAAUCCAAAGCCAAGGAAUAUAAACAUGUAUGCAAACGAGCUUGUCAGAAGGCAAUUGAGAAGCUACAGGCUGGUGCUCUUGCUACAGAUGCAGUGGCUGCUGCUCUGGUGGAACUUGAGGGUCUGUCGCUCUGGCUCACUGACAACAAGGAUUUCAGCCUCUCAGUGCCAGGGUUACAGGCAAGUGUGGAUUCUCCUUUUACAAAUGCAGGAAUAGGAUCUAAUCUAAAUCUCUUAGGAGAGAUUGAAUGUGAUGCCAGCAUAAUGGAUGGAAAGUCCUUAAACUUUGGAGCCGUUGGAGCACUGAGUGGAAUCAAGAAUCCAGUCUCAGUUGCUCACAGGCUCUUGUGUGAAGGGCAGAAGGGCAAGCUCUCUGCAGGCAGAAUUCCUCCCUGCUUUUUAGUUGGAGAAGGAGCCUACAGAUGGGCAGUGGAUCAUGGGAUACCCUCUUGCCCUCCUAGCACCAUGACCACAAGAUUCAGCUUAGCUGCAUUUAAAAGGAACAAGAGGAAACUAGAGCUGGCAGAAAGGGUGGAAACAGACUUCAUCCAGCUGAAGAGAAGACGACAAUCAAGCGCAAAGGAAAAUGACUCAGGCACUUUGGACACGGUGGGUGCUGUGGUCGUGGAUCACGAAGGGAAUGUUGCUGCUGCUGUCUCCAGUGGGGGCUUGGCCUUGAAACAUCCAGGGAGAGUUGGGCAGGCUGCUCUUUAUGGAUGUGGCUGCUGGGCUGAGAAUACUGGCGCUCAGAACCCCUACUCCACAGCUGUGAGUACCUCAGGAUGUGGCGAGCAUCUUGUGCGCACCAUACUGGCUAGAGAAUGUUCACACGCUUUACAAGCUGAAGAUGCUCACCAAGCUCUGUUGGAGACUAUGCAAAACAAGUUUAUCAGUUCACCUUUCCUUGCCUGUGAAGAUGGCGUGCUCGGUGGAGUGAUCGUUCUCCGGUCAUGCAGAUGUUCUUCAGAGUCUGACUCCUCCCAAGAUAAACAGACACUGCUUGUGGAAUUUCUGUGGAGCCAUACUACAGAGAGCAUGUGCGUGGGAUAUAUGUCAGCCCAGGACGGCAAAGCCAAGACUCACAUUUCACGACUCCCUCCUGGUGCUGUGGCAGGACAGUCUGUUGCCAUCGAAGGUGGGGUUUGCCGCCUGGAGAGCCCCGUGAACUGACUCCAGGCUGAAUAUGAAGUGUCUGAGAGGCAUUUCAGAGCCUGAGCUUUGGGCUGUUUAAUUGAAGUUGGGUGUUUUAAUCUUCUUGUUUUGUAAUUUUUAUUGCAACCUCGGGCACUGCUUGGGACACAAGUGCUGCUAUACUUAGUGCUGGUUGACACUCGAGUCUUAGAUGGGUGAGCGGAAGUCUGUGUGGGUGUGUAUCCGUGUGCAGUGUGUGCGCUUGCUUCCCCCGGAUGGGAUGAGUUCUCCUUAAGUGCAACCUAUGAAUGAGAAUGAUGGAAUCUUUACAAAAUGUGUGCUUUAACUGUUUACAAGGAAACCUAAAGUUGUAGAAAACUUUUAUUUCUUCAAGAGGUACCAACUAUGGUUGAUACAAUGUGUCUGAACUGAAGAGUGAAUCUGCUUGUUUAAACAACUUGACCUUGAUUGUAGUCCAUUUAAUAACAGUAAUCAGUAAUAUGGUGUCAGUUUAAGUGGAUGGUGUGGUAACUUAAACUCUUGUUCUCAUCCCUCAGACAGGGCAUUUUUCCUUGAACACAGAAUGGUUUCAGUGAAACCAUUCUAGCAGAGAAUUAAAGUCAGAACGUUUUAAAGUAAUGGUCUUAUUGGUGAAGUUUGUGCUUCUUUCCUGAGCUAUUUGAAGCUUAAGUAUUGCAUAGCUUUGCGCCGUGUGUACUAUAUUAUGAAAGAAUAUGUAAAGAAAGUGUUCAGUAACACACAGUUUUAAUUUGUGUAUAAUGGAAUGUUAUUUACAAUGUAACACUGUAAAUAAGAAAGCAAAAGUUUAUGGGAAAAUUCAAUAUUAUCUUUGUUUCUUGUUUAAAUAUAUUUUUAAGAUAAAGGUACAAAAAUAAAAGAAGCCUAUUACUGGG